GUUUUCCCAAAAUUUUUAUUUCGCAGUCGGAAUAACAUUGAAGCAUCAACGCACUUUAGCGUUUAGAAAACACUCUACUUUUGACAUUUACAAGGGAAUAAUACACCAGUCACUUGCAGCAUACAAUCAUUUGAUAUUGCUGCAGAUUUUAAAGCAAUUUAUAGCGAAAUCAUUUGGAAACGAGCGAAUAUAGAGACGAAGAAAGCAUCGUCAUCGCCUCAGAAAAGAAAGGACCUCAGCUAACAAUUUUUGGCGGGCUCCCAUCUCAAACAACCUUGAAAAUUAUCAUUAAACCACUCGUUCUACAAACAUUUCAAAGGAGUACGAAAUUAAACGCUAGAAAUCAUGUUUUCGAGUCUGACUAGCUACAUUUGGGGACAAACGGAUGACCAAGUCGUCCCCGACUGCCCUGUAGACGUGGAGGAUAACCGAACCGAAGAGGGAUGGAUAAUGGUGGAUUUGGGCUCGGUGGUAAAUCCGAAAGACGUAAAGAAACACGAGAAAGCAGAGAAUGCAGUUCCAGAUAGCGUCGAGGAAAGCUGGUAUGUCACCCCGCCAUCUUGUUUUGAGUCCAGAGAUAAUUUCUCUGGUGUUUUGGAAUCGAACCCGAUGGAAGAUUUGCUGAUUGAACACCCGAGUAUGUCGGUGUACGGGCCGCGUAGAUCCGCAGAUGCGAGCGCAGGUUCCUCGUCUAGAUCUGCUAGUCAGGCUGCAGAGGAAAAUCAAGAACUCGAGAAAAAGCCUCCCCGCAGGACUGUGCAGUUUCAGGAAAAACUUGAGCUGAUCGCGCAAAAGCGAAAAGUCGAGGCGCCGCAACACGGAACGAUACGACCCAACAAGAAAAAUAUAAAAAAGCAAAAUCUAGUUCAGUUCCAACACUCCCGCACCAGGAGAACGAAAAAGCGAGACAGAAUGGUAGGAAAGCACAUAGGUGUGCAUGGAAAGAGAGGUUCCUAGGGGUCGGCAUAAGUCGGUGAAUUUGCGCGGGAGGUUUGUGUUUUGUUUUGAUCUAGGGUACAAGGUCCAGCGAAAGGUGUUCUAUUAUAUUUAUAUCCAGCAGUUAGAAAUCAGUCUUCUAAAUUCUGUACAUAGCCAAGCCACCUGGAUUAUACCAGGUUCUGGUGAAAUGAUUUUAAUAAAAUUCUUGUGAAAUCAGACGCGAAAAAAAAAGAGUAUAUUUCUGAUUGGUAGGUAGGUAUCGUGUUAUGAAUGAUAAUUCACAAGUGACAAUUCAUUUUUGUCCAUUGUGAAAAGUAAUUUAUUGAAAUUAUAUGUAAACGCGUCGGAUUUUUAUCUAUUACAUCUAACUGUGUACUUUCCUUCUAGUUUUAUUUUUAUAAUGAUGUAGGCGAACUAACAAAAUAAGGAAAACACAAAAAAAUAUGUGAAUGUAAAAUGUUUUAGUAUGGCUAAGCGAGAGUGUAGAGUUUUUGAAGAUGUCGUGUAUUAAGACAAUAAAAUAUGCGACCGUAUUCUCAAA
This is a messenger RNA of Nematostella vectensis (starlet sea anemone), 1480 nucleotides long. Its product is annotated as tumor protein p53-inducible nuclear protein 2. NCBI's taxonomy places the organism in Eukaryota, Metazoa, Cnidaria, Anthozoa, Actiniaria, Edwardsiidae. Gene Ontology annotation, biological process: positive regulation of DNA-templated transcription; autophagosome assembly. The record is from RefSeq and is a predicted model, not a curated record. The coding region runs from base 346 to 957 and encodes 203 amino acids. The transcript is spliced from 3 exons. Gene Ontology annotation, cellular component: nucleus; autophagosome.